Molecule: messenger RNA, 1940 nt
Organism: Aspergillus vadensis CBS 113365
Lineage: Eukaryota; Fungi; Ascomycota; Eurotiomycetes; Eurotiales; Aspergillaceae
Product: sugar porter family MFS transporter
Exons: 2
Coding region: 18-1466 (482 amino acids)
Biological process (GO): carbohydrate transport; transmembrane transport
Cellular component (GO): plasma membrane
Molecular function (GO): carbohydrate:proton symporter activity
Source: RefSeq, a predicted model, not a curated record
UCUCUGGUUUCGAGACUAUGGAUGACUUCCUCCGCCGUUUCGGUCAGGAGCAGGCUGAUGGCUCCUAUGCCUUCAGCAACGUCCGUAGUGGUCUCAUCGUCGGUCUGCUGUGUAUCGGUACUAUGAUCGGUGCCCUGGUUGCUGCUCCUAUCGCGGACCGCAUGGGCCGCAAGCUUUCCAUCUGUCUCUGGUCUGUCAUCCACAUUGUCGGUAUCAUCAUCCAGAUUGCCACCGACUCCAACUGGGUUCAGGUCGCUAUGGGUCGUUGGGUUGCCGGUCUGGGUGUUGGUGCCCUCUCCAGCAUUGUCCCCAUGUACCAGAGUGAAUCUGCUCCCCGUCAGGUCCGUGGUGCCAUGGUCAGUGCCUUCCAGCUGUUCGUCGCCUUCGGUAUCUUCAUCUCCUACAUCAUCAACUUCGGUACCGAGAGAAUCCAGUCGACUGCUUCCUGGCGUAUCACCAUGGGCAUUGGCUUCGCCUGGCCCUUGAUUCUGGCCAUUGGCUCUCUCUUCCUGCCCGAGUCUCCUCGUUUCGCCUACCGCCAGGGCCGUAUCGAUGAGGCCCGUGAGGUUAUGUGCAAGCUCUACGGUGUCGGCCCCAACCACCGCUGCAUCGCCCAGGAGAUGAAGGACAUGAAGGACAAGCUCGACGAGGAGAAGGCCGCCGGCCAGGCUGCCUGGCACGAGCUGUUCACCGGCCCUCGCAUGCUCUACCGUACCCUGCUCGGUAUUGCUCUGCAGUCCCUCCAGCAGCUGACCGGUGCCAACUUCAUCUUCUACUACGGUAACAGUAUCUUCACCUCCACUGGUCUGAGCAACAGCUAUGUCACUCAGAUCAUUCUGGGUGCUGUCAACUUCGGUAUGACCCUGCCCGGUCUGUACGUCGUCGAGCACUUCGGUCGUCGUAACAGUCUGAUGGUUGGUGCCGCCUGGAUGUUCAUCUGCUUCAUGAUCUGGGCUUCCGUUGGUCACUUCGCUCUGGAUCUCGCCGACCCCCAGGCCACUCCUGCCGCUGGUAAGGCCAUGAUCAUCUUCACCUGCUUCUUCAUCGUUGGUUUCGCCACUACCUGGGGUCCUAUUGUCUGGGCCAUCUGUGGUGAGAUGUACCCCGCUCGCUACCGUGCUCUCUGCAUCGGAAUUGCCACCGCUGCCAACUGGACCUGGAACUUCCUCAUCUCCUUCUUCACUCCCUUCAUCUCUAGCUCCAUUGACUUCGCCUACGGCUACGUCUUUGCUGGAUGCUGUUUCGCCGCCAUCUUCGUUGUCUUCUUCUUUGUCAACGAGACCCAGGGUCGCACUCUUGAGGAGGUCGAUACCAUGUACGUGCUCCACGUCAAGCCCUGGCAGAGUGCCAGCUGGGUUCCCCCGGAGGGCAUUGUCCAGGACAUGCACCGUCCCCCUUCCUCUUCCAAGCAGGAGGGUCAGGCUGAGAUGGCUGAGCACACCGAGCCCACUGAGCUUCGCGAGUAAGCCACUCGCGCUCGCAAACUCAUUUUGCUCGUUGUUCUUGUACAUUGAACCUGCAUCUAAAGCUUUGAUUUAUUUAAUUGCAUGAUUGCUCUUUGCAUUGCAUUUGCUAUCUAGCUAUCAUCGGCAUGAAAGCGUCCUCGCACGCAAUGUUUGAAUGGCUUGACUCAUCGGAUAGGACAUGGUUGGGAACUACGACAUCGGCGUUUGGUGAUACCUGCAACUGCAUACAUCUGUUGACGUUGACUUUUUUUUGAGGUUAUUGAGAAACGAUUUAAUACAAGUACAUAUGAACCUUACCUGUGGUCCAGUAGAUUUUUCACUCGUCUUAGUAAUGUAGUAAGUUAGACAGUAAUGUGGCCAAAUUGAUCAGUGCACUCAUUAUCCGACCAUCUCCAUACACGGAAUAGCGUCCUCCACACCCACAUCCUCGGCGUCAAUACGAAGUCAGGAACGGCUCUACACAGCGGGUCCGGG